UCACAUCCUCCGUGGCUGACAGAAAGCAUAUAAGAGGCUGAGCUGUAUCCCGGUGCCUUAACAAACUGUGUACGAGCAGAAAUCAGCCAAGAUGAUUCUGAAUUUGACAAAUGAGGUCUUCUGUUCCUUUGUCUUCUAUGCCGUCCUCUUGCUUAUUAAGAUGUUCGCUCUCGCGGUGCUGACAGGCCAAGUCAGACUACGUAAAAAGGCUUUCGCCAAUCCAGAAGAUGCUCUGAGGCAUGGAGACCUGAAGCUGUGCCGAACAGACCCAGAUGUGGAGCGUUGUCGGAGGGCUCACCGUAACGAUAUGGAGUGCAUCUAUCCCUUCUUCUUCCUGGGCGUGCUGUACUGUUUCCUGGACCCCAGUCCGUCCAUUGCAAGGAUCCACUUCAGGAUUUUCUUCCUGGCCAGAUUGCUUCACACCGUGGCCUAUCUGUUCGCCCUGAAGGCCCCAACCAGAUCCCUGGCCUACACUGUGGGGCAGAUCCCAUGUUUCUCCAUGGCCCUCAAGAUUCUCAUCAGUGUUGCCUCCUACUGGUGAAGGAAGGGUGGACUGCUCAUUGUUUGAAGGAAUGAAUCUGAUCCAAUUCCACUGGGUCAUUGCAGGAUUCCCUUUAACUGCCUACAUCUCUGGGACUGGAGGCUUGAGGAAGUAACAGACCGGUCAGAGCUCAGUCUGUGAUCCUGGACAAAGGACCAGACAAAUCACCUUUCUGAUGAUUUAACCAAAGCUUAUAAUUGGGUGCAGUGUUAGACCCACAUCAACUCUACUCACCUUACUGAUGUCAGCUUAAAACAACCCCUUACCCCACCAGUGGCACCUGGGCAGAUUUAGAUUGCAUGUAUUGUGGAAUAUCUGAUCCAGUUUUAUCCACCCCUCAUUGAAGUCAACAAAAAUUAAAUGAUAAUAAGUUAAUGGUACAGUUAUUUACAAUAUCAGUCUGUCAUUUUAAUGCACCAGGUUGCUAUGUCAUA
Molecule: messenger RNA, 975 nt
Organism: Stegostoma tigrinum
Lineage: Eukaryota; Metazoa; Chordata; Chondrichthyes; Orectolobiformes; Stegostomatidae
Product: prostaglandin E synthase-like
Exons: 3
Coding region: 92-541 (149 amino acids)
Biological process (GO): prostaglandin biosynthetic process
Cellular component (GO): membrane
Molecular function (GO): prostaglandin-E synthase activity
Source: RefSeq, a predicted model, not a curated record